AUGAUUCCACUUGACAACGUCGAAGCUCUGAUGGCUUUUUGCCAGAAUCGUGAAUCUUGUGCCCUUUUUGUCAUCACUGAGAAAUUUAUCGAUGAGUCGAGGUGCGUGCUGGUGGUCAUCAUCUCAGUUGCCGGCGCAUUCCGGAAAGGGAAAAGCUUCCUGCUCAACUUUUUCCUCGAAUACCUCUACGCGCUGCAAAGGGCGCAACAACAAGAAGCGCCGCUGGAAUGGCUAGGGGACGACUGCCAGCUUCAUGGAUUCCACUGGAGGGCGGGCACGAAACGCGACACAGCCGGUAUCUGGAUGUGGGGCGAGCCGAUCAUGAUCGAAGGAGGCACGGGCGAGAAUUAUGCCGUCGUACUGAUGGACACGCAAGGCACCUUCGAUAAUGCAUCCACAUACCUUCAAUGCACCACCAUAUUCGCGUUGUCGACCAUCGUCAGCUCGGUGCAGAUCUACAACGUGGUCGACAAUAUUCAGGAAGACGCACUGCAGCACUUGUCACUUUUUGUGGAAUACGGUAGACUGGCCGUGCGGGACGCCCAGCAAUUCGGGAGCCCAUUUCAGUCGCUCGUAUUCUGCGUGCGCGACUUCAAGGCGCCCGAGGAUUUCCCCUACGGCAAGGAGGGCGGUGUGCAAUUUUUGGAGCAGGUUUUGAAGGUAGAAGAGGGCCAGGCGGAGGAGUUGAGAACGGUGCGCGAGCAGCUCGACUCGUGCUUCGAAAAAAUCCAGUGCUUCUUGCUACCACAUCCAGGCUAUCGGGUGGCGGAAAGGGGGUCUUUUCGCGGCCACGUUAAAGAUUUACGCCCAAUAUUUCGGGAGGAAAUUCGAAAAAUGGUUGUCGCAUUGUUGGAGCCACAUGUAUUGAAGCCAAAGGUGAUCAACGGCAAGCCGGUGACGUGCCGAAAAAUGAUGCAAUUUUUUAAGGCUUAUGCCGCCACAUUUGAUGGCGGAACGCUUCCGGAACCUCGCAGCAUUCUGGAUGCGAACGCUCGUCUCCUGCUGAUGGACGCGUGUCACGAGGCCAAACUGCAGUACUCCCGCGGAAUGGAUCGGUCGACGUGCGGCCCACGUAUGAUGCCGGAAAAGCGGCUUCUCGAGCAACACAUCAAGCACGGCAUCACGGCGCUGAACAUCUUCGACAAGUGCCCGAAGAUUGGGUCAUCGGAAGUGAGGUCGGCGAUGCAGUGUCGGCUCCAGGAGGAUAUUAAUGCUGAGCUCGAGCGCUACAAGCGGUUGAACGAGGCGAAACGGGUGACGGGCUGCGUAUCGGCGAUGACGGCCUGUGGAGACAGCCCGUUAUUGGGUGUCGGUCUGGGUGGAGCCGCUUCCGGCGCCGUCGCCGCUACGGUAAUGACGAUGCAGGCGGGGCUCGUUUCGGCUGGAAUCGUGGCGAUACCGGUGGCGUUGGCGACGCUUUUUGUGAUAUGGGUGUACGUCUACACGAAGCCCUACGUCGAGCAGUGCUUCAGCAAACAGGAAAAGGACGAGCUGGAGAUGAAGGAAUUU
Messenger RNA from Mesorhabditis spiculigera, 1509 nucleotides. The record is from the annotation of a GenBank genome assembly. Lineage: Eukaryota; Metazoa; Nematoda; Chromadorea; Rhabditida; Rhabditidae.